Molecule: messenger RNA, 3812 nt
Organism: Felis catus (domestic cat)
Lineage: Eukaryota; Metazoa; Chordata; Mammalia; Carnivora; Felidae
Gene: SLF1
Product: SMC5-SMC6 complex localization factor 1
Exons: 21
Coding region: 136-3315 (1059 amino acids)
Biological process (GO): positive regulation of double-strand break repair
Molecular function (GO): protein binding
Source: RefSeq, a predicted model, not a curated record
GGGGCCGCCUAGCGCGCGGCGGGAAAUUAUUUCCCAGAGCCCGGAUUAGUGAGGUAGCGAGUGCUGCAGCGGCAGUCGUCUCCCCUGUCACCACCGCCACCCGAGGGAAGCAGCCCAGACUCUCCGGCAGGGAAGAUGGAAGAUGGUGCUCCAAAGCAUAUCAUCCAAAUGACGGGAUUUAAGAUGGAAGAAAAGGAAGCUCUAGGCAAAUUGCUUUUAAAACUAGAUUGCACUUUUAUUAAGAGUGAGAAAUACAAAAAUUGUACACAUCUUAUAGCUGAACGCUUGUGUAAAAGUGAAAAGUUUUUAGCAGCUUGUGCAGCAGGAAAGUGGGUACUAACUAAGGACUACAUAAUUCAUAGUGCCAAAAGUGGCAGAUGGCUUGAUGAAACAACUUAUGAAUGGGGCUAUAAAAUUGAAAAAGACUCUCAUUAUUCGCCUCAAAUGCAAUCUGCACCUAAAAGAUGGCGUGAAGAGCUGAAACGCACUGGUGCUCCAGGAGCCUUCCAUAGAUGGAAAGUUGUCCUCCUUGUUAGAGCUGAUAAACGAAGUGAUUCUCUUGUAAGAGUUCUGGAGGCUGGAAAAGCAAAUGUUAUUUUACCAAAAAGCUCACCAAGUGAAAUAACUCAUGUGAUUGCCAGUAAUGCAAGAAUCAAGGCUGAGCAAGAAAAAGACAACUUUAAAGCUCCAUUUUAUCCAAUUCAGUAUCUAGGGGAUUUUCUUUUAGAGAGAGAAAUUCAGAAUGAUGAAGAUUCCCAGACCAAUUCUGUUUGGAAUAAACAUAGCAAUCAGGAAAAAAACAAAGAUUUCUGGAAGGAUAGGGGAUUUCUUGAAAUGAAAGGUGCCUUAAAAGAGACCAUGCAUAGAACCCAGAAAGAAAAGCAAAAUCAUGAUGAAGAUGUUAACGUUAGUUCUCUUUUGACUGGCCAUCACAAAAAACAAAAAUUCAGAGAUUCCAAUAAAGAUUUGAAAUUUGUUAAAAUGAGAGAUGCCUUAGGAAGGUGCAUGUAUGGAAGUCAGAAGGAAAUUAAGAAAAAGGAUGAAGAUGUUCAAAGGAGUUAUACUUUGAGGAAAAAACGCAAAAAAGGAAAUGAAAGAGAUUCCAGGAAAGACAUUGAACGUAACAAAAUUAGAAGUACCUCAAGAAAGCACAUAUAUAGAGAUGAGAAAGAAAUGAAGAAUUCCAUUUUUGCUGAUGGUGCCAAAGAAUCAAAUCCCAAGGAUGUCAGGACAGAUGUGGAUAUUGUUGAAAUAAAAAAUGACCUAAGGAAGCACAUAUAUAGAGCUCAGGCUAUCAGAUACAGCUGCAUUAGAAUAGAUAAACAACCAGUGUACAAUAUUGAGGCUAAAAAUGCUGAAUUUCCCAGAGGUGUAUUAAAUUUAAUUGAAAGUCUCAUAGAAGGACAGUUUUUUAAAGAGGCGAUUGAAGAGCUUUCCUCAUUACAGGCACAUUAUAUCCCCCCUGUAUGCCUUCUUCAUGCUCUCCUAGAGAACAUUCUGCAGGAUAACAUAGAUACAUUUUCUGGCCGAUACUUUCAUAUAUUGUCUGCUCUUCUUCACCUACAUCCUCCUUGGAAGUCCCCAGCCAUGUCAAGAUAUUACUUAGAGCUGUUUCAGUGUCCAACUUGUAUGAAAGGAGCAUGGUCUCUCAUAGAAGUGCUUAUCAGGUCUUGUCUUUACAAUGAAAGUUUUUGUCAUCAAAUUUCGAAAAAUAUUAUUGGCAGUAAGGUGCUCCACCUGACCCUGCUCAAAUUUUUCUUUAAUUUAGUGGAAAGUGAAGUGCGACAUCUGAGCCAAAAGUUGUAUGACUGGUCAGAUUCUCAGAGUCUGAAAAUAACAGGAAAAGCAAUUCUUCUUGAAAUCUUUUGGUCAGGAAAUGAGGCCUCUGGGCUUUUGACCAAACCAGUAAAUAUGCUUUUGGAGUGGACCAUAUAUUCUCACAAGGAAAAAUGCAAGUCUAAUGAUGUCUUCAAACAUGAACUCGCCUACUUACUCACAGGAAUUCUUGGAGCAGCAAUAGAUUAUUGGAUCUUCCUUGGUCUGAAGAGGGGUAAAAAUGUGAUGCGGCACAUGUCUGAUGACUUAGGAAGUUAUGUUUCCCUUUCAUGUGAUGACUUUUCUUCACAGGAAUUAGAGAUUUUCAUUUGUUCCUUUUCCUCCUCCUGGCUUCAAAUGUUUGUUGCAGAGGCAGUCUUUAAAAAGUUGUGUUCACAGAGUUCCAUCAGCAUUUCUUCUGAGCCACUCUCUCUCCAAAAAAUGGUGUAUUCCUAUUUGCCAGCUUUGGGGAAGGCUGGUGUGCAUGGGGCUGGAAAGAUACAGAUAUCAAAGAAAAUAGGACAGCGGCCUUGCCUUGAAUCUCAGAGAGCCUUGUUAAUGCUGAAUGGUGCGAAACAGAAACAAGUGGAAGGGCUGCCAGAAUUACCAGAGCUGAACCUUGCUAAAUGUUCCUCAUCGUUAAAAAGAUUGAAAAAGAAGUCAGAAGGAGAAUUAUCAUGUUCCAAGGAGAAUUGCCCCUCUUUAGUUACAAAGAUGAAUUUUCACAAAACUAAUCUAAAAGGAGAAACAGCCCUCCAUAGAGCUUGCAUAAAUAACCAAGUGGAGAAAUUGAUUCUUCUUCUCUCUUUGCCAGGAAUAGACAUCAAUGUUAAAGACAAUGCUGGCUGGACGCCUUUGCAUGAAGCCUGUAACUAUGGCAACACAGUGUGUGUCCAGGAAAUUUUGCAACGUUGUCCAGAGGUAGAUCUGCUCACUCAAGUGGACGGGGUGACUCCUUUGCAUGAUGCACUGUCAAACGGACAUGUAGAAAUUGGCAAGCUGCUACUACAGCAUGGGGGCCCGGUGCUUUUACAGCAGAGGAACUCUAAGGGAGAAUUGCCCUUGGAUUACGUGCUAUCAUCUCAAAUCAAGGAGGAACUAUUUGCCAUUACAAAAAUAGAAGAUACAGUGGAGAACUUUCAUGCACAAACAGAGAAACAUUUUUACCACCAGCAACUUGAAUUUGGUUCAUUUUUACUUAGUAGGAUGUUGCUAAAUUUUUGUUCAAUUUUUGAUUUAUCUUCGGAGUUCCUUUUAGCUUUCAAAGGGUUAACUCAUCUAAAUGAGCUGCUUGUGGCUUGUAAGAAUUAUAAGGAAGCCACCAGUGCUCACACCGACUGGUUAUUGGAUCUUUAUGCUAGAAAUAUAAAGACAUUGCAGACGCUCCCAAAUAUUCUUAAGGAACUGCCUGAGAAUGUAAAAGUGUGCCCCGGAGUGCACACUGAGGCCUUAUUGGUGACACUGGAAAUGAUGUGUCGUUCAGUCACAGAGUUUUCGUGAUGAUGCCAAAAACAAUGAGUCCACUUUCCAAACGUAGUUAGCUUGCUUUGUCAUUUCUCAUGGACGUCAUAGCUUAUUAACAAAUAAUAAUUUUAUUUAUUUAUUGACAGAAUUUGCAGCUUUGCUGAAUUUCAAAAGCACUUAAUGAGCUGCUGCAAAACUCUAAAUGUAAGCCCCUGACUUUUUCCAUGUUGUAGAAUUUGACUCCGAAGUAAAAAGAGUUUCAUUUGGUGUACGCUGUUUUCAUUAAUCUUUAUUAUUUCUUGUUCUGAAAAUAUUUAUUUAUAUUGUACAUGUAAAACAUUUUAAUUUAAAUAUUUUUUCAAAUCAAAAUGUAACAUCCUCUGUUCGAGGGAUUUGAGGUUUAGAAUCAUGACAAGGAUAUUCAUGCAUAUGUGUACCUAUAAGCAUGUAGCUACCUGUUUUCUUCUCUGUAGGCUGUUGAGCUAAAAUUACUCAGUUUAGUUUUGUUGUAAAAUAAACAUUUCUAAAAUUUA